AUGCCCCAAAAUACCACCAAGUUCCAAAACCCGAUAAUCCGUGGUUUCAACCCGGACCCGACCGUGUGCGCGGUUCCGGCAUCGGACUCGGCGCCCACGACCUACUUCCUCAGCACAUCGACCUUCGAGUACUUCCCCAGCUGCGCCAUAUACACGUCCACGGACCUCAUCAACUGGCGGCUCAUCGGCCAUGCGCUCACGCGCCGGAGCCAGAUCGAGAUGCGGACGGUGGAGCCGGGCGCGGGGAGCUGGGCUAGCACGCUGAGGUACAGACCGGGAGAGCGGCGCUGGUACCUCGCCACGGGGGUAUUCCAGCGGUAUAGGCCGGGUUCUGAUGAGCGAAUAUUCCCUCGGGGCUUCUACGUCUACACGGACAAUAUCUGGGACGAUAGCGCUUGGUCCGAUCCGAUAUACUUCGACAACCCAGGAUUUGACCAAGAUCUCUUCUGGGACGACGACGCCGACGGCAAAGUCUACCUCAGCACGACCGUGCGCCUAGCAUCGCGCGCGCCCAACUCAAAACUCAAAGACUUCGGCAUCCACAUCUCGGAAAUCGACCUGUCCACCGGACGCACCCUGACGCCCCCCGCCGUGAUCCGCACCUCGCCGCACGGCAUCGCGGAGGGCUCGCACCUCCUGCGGCGUGGGGAUUUCUACUACCUGCUCACUGCGGAGGGGGGCACAGAGGCCGGACAUCAGGAGUGGGUGUUACGCAGCAGGGAGGGCGUGUAUGGGCCCUGGGAGAGCCGCGGCGCGCCGCUGUGGUAUAAUGGCGCUGAUGAGGAGGUUCAGAGGACGGGACAUGCGGAUGUAUUUGAGGAUGGGGACGGGGCAUGGUGGGCGGUGUUUCUCGGGGUGCGGCCGGUGAAAGUCGGGGAGGGCUAUUUGGAGCCGCAGAUGGGGCGCGAAACGUUUCUGGUAAAGGUUGACUGGGUGGACGACUGGCCUGCCUUCAAUGAGGGACGGAACAUCACCUUGGAGACUCAGGGGCGGAGUUCCGUCCAGCAAUUUGCUACCCAGAUCAAGCCUGGAGAUGUCAAGUGGGAAGCCUCUCUAGACCAGCCUGAUCUGGAGCUUGGCUGGUAUCAAAAGAAUACCCCCCUGAAGCAAUGCUACACCCUGACCGAACGGCCAGGCCACCUGCGUCUGUACGGUAACUGCUACGACCUUUCAUCCCCGGAAGCACCCGCGAUGCUGCUGAGGAAACAGUCAUCGUAUACCGAGACCUUCGAGGCGAAUAUGCAAUUCAACCCCAGGAAGCCGGGCUACGAGGCGGGCGUGGUGGUGUGGUGGAGUCAAUACUCGUACGCCUCCAUCGGAGUCACCAUGCACGAGACUGCGACCGGGGAGCAAGUCAAGACCGUAAUCUGCCGUGUCCCUAUGGGAAACGCUGGUUGCAUGAAGACAUCCCACCCGUUACUGGAGCACAGCCAGCGCUCAACCACGCUCAACGCGGUCGAACCUGUCCACCUGCGGAUCGAGGCAAGGCCAAGUAUUUAUAGGCUGUUGCUGAGCUCUGGCACCGUUGGAGAGAGCUGGGAGGUCGGAGCGCAAGACCUGACAGUCUCGCCUCCGGUGGGCGGUGCGUUCUGUGGUGCGAUGUUCGGCUUAUAUUCUUUUGGUAAAUGGGAGCCUGUGUUAGAUCCAGCCGACUUUUCGGGCAUUGCCAUCAGUGAAGGACUGGACUAG
Molecule: messenger RNA, 1689 nt
Organism: Anthostomella pinea
Lineage: Eukaryota; Fungi; Ascomycota; Sordariomycetes; Xylariales; Xylariaceae
Source: the annotation of a GenBank genome assembly